Ambispora leptoticha is the source of this 153-nucleotide messenger RNA. Lineage: Eukaryota; Fungi; Glomeromycota; Glomeromycetes; Archaeosporales; Ambisporaceae. The record is from the annotation of a GenBank genome assembly.
UAUUGUGGUAAAGAAUAUGGCGGAAGUUUUGGGACUGAAAAAGAACAAAAACAGACCGAAUUCGAUCAACUGAUUGUUGAAAAAAGUCCUACUGAUUUAAAAUGGGUUUCGCAAUUUAAUGCCAAAAGAUUAAAAUUAGCUCUUUUAGUGGAA